CUGCAGGAGAGAGACCGAGAAAGGCCAUGGCACCUAAGAAGAAGGCUGCGGCCAAGGGGGGCGAUGAGCCUGACCCGCUUGAGGUAACGACGGACAGAGAAGAAAAGGAAGCGAAGACUGUGACACGUCCUUGCGUGGAUGUUUGCAAUGCGCUCACGCAUGGCCUGCAGGUGUUCCUGAAGGCCUACAGGAAGAAUGUCAAGGAGUAUGAGACACCAAAGAUACCCGAGGUCGAGCGAAUCCUCGCAAAGGUCAGCCGAGGAGCCGCAAAGGGCAGACACACACACGCACCAGUGGUUGUUUUGACGCAUGUGGCGUGUGUGCAGAUUCAGGAGGAUGGUGAGCCCGUCGCUGGGUGGAACUUCCGCGAGGAGAUCGACCCCAUGGCGUUCAGAGUCCUCAUGCACACACUCCACCAGACCAACUACCCCGUGCGCAGGACACACAGACAGACAGACACACACACACACAGACACACAGAGAGGCAGACAGGACACAGAGAGGCAGACAGGCAGACAUACAAACAUAAACGCCUUUCUGCACUGCACACAUGCAUCGUACACGCAGGGCAUCCGUGCGUUGCGCCUUUGGCGGUGUCGCGGUGGUGACGAGUUUGUGCGGAGCAUCUGCUACUACCUCGACGCCAUCCCAUCGCCUAACGUGGAGGAGCUGCAGUUCGUCGACACUAACAUGACGCCACUCGGGUGCGACUUCGUCGGCCGCACACUCUGCCGGACGGGCAACGCAAAGAUCACCUUCUUGCGGCUGGACUUCAACAAGAUCGGCAGCGAGGGCGCUGAGGCGCUCGCAAAGGGGCUGGCCGAGAAUGCCAGCAUCAAACAUUUGUCUCUGCAGGUGAGGGAGGACUGUGUGUCCCCCUCCUGCGUAGUCUUUCUCUGUGUGGUGUGGUGUGUGUUUAGUAUUGCGGGAUAACGUCGAAUGGAGGUGUGGCGCUGUCGCAGAUGCUGAUGUAUGUCCGGUCUGCCUUGACGGAGGUGCUGCUGAGGGGCAACGAGCUCGGCAGGGAAGGCGCCAUUGAUGUAAGGACGUCACGUCAGCAGACUGCAUAAGAUAAAUGAGACAUGGGCAGACGGAGAAACGGUCUCUCCUUCAUUGUGCAGGUGCUGCGUGGCGCUCGUCGUGCGCAGCGUCUCAAGUGUUUGGAUCUGUCGGACAACAAGUUCGGCGACAGCGAUGACGUCCUCGACAACCUGCUCUACCUCUUUGUCAACCACACGGUGUGUCGAUCCAUCCUUCUCUUGGAUAUAUGGUGAUUGAUUGUGUGUUUGUGUGCGAUCGAGCUGCCCAGGGCAUAGAGGAGUAUCGACUGCUGGGCAACUCGAUCACAGAUGCGGGUGCCGAGCGGCUGCUGCAGGGCAUUGUCGGCAACACGCACCUCAAAACAAUCAUGCUGCCAGAACGGUGUGUCUGCCUGCCUGCAUACAGCCUGUCAAUCAAAGUCUCUCUCUGCGUGUGUAUCAUCCCCCCAUGUGUGAUGUGUGUGGUUCAAGCAGGAUAUCGAAGCAGACGUUGGAGGCGAUCUCUCAGUCGCUGGGUGGGGGCGGCAAGGGCGGCAAGAAGAAAAAGGGCGGCAGAAAGAAGAAAUGAUGGGCUGGGAUGGGCUGCGUGAGUGGACGGAGUGUGUAUAAAGUACAUGUGUGUACAGACACACACACACAGACCUUGGAUGGAUGGACGGAUGGAUGGGCGUACAUGCAUACAUACAUACAUAAAAAGUGCUGAGACGCCAUCCGAU
This is a messenger RNA of Vitrella brassicaformis, 1756 nucleotides long. NCBI's taxonomy places the organism in Eukaryota, Vitrellaceae. The record is from the annotation of a GenBank genome assembly.